This is a messenger RNA of Drosophila busckii, 1026 nucleotides long. RefSeq names its product crustapain-like. Gene Ontology annotation, molecular function: cysteine-type endopeptidase activity. Lineage: Eukaryota; Metazoa; Arthropoda; Insecta; Diptera; Drosophilidae. The transcript has a single exon. Gene Ontology annotation, cellular component: lysosome. The record is from RefSeq and is a predicted model, not a curated record. The coding region runs from base 1 to 978 and encodes 325 amino acids.
AUGAAAUCAAUAUUCAUAGUUUGUGCCUUGCUGGUGGCUAGCAUAGCUGCUCUGCCUAGUCAGGAUUGGACUGGCUUUAAGCAGCAGUUCGGCAAGCAAUACAAGAGCGUGGCUGAGGAGCAGCUGCGUCGUCUGGCCUUUGAGAAGAACGUGCUGCAGAUUGCAGCACACAACAAGCGCUACGAAGCUGGCGAAGUUAGCUUCAGCAUGCGCCUGAACCAGUUCAGUGAUAUGAGCCAUGAAGAGUUCUCCCAGCGCAUGCUGGCCAAGCUGCCUGAAAUUGGCGCUGUGAACGCUUCUGUCUAUCAGCCCACUCAGCGCAACUUGCCCGAUUGGCUGGAUUGGCGUGCUCAUGGCGUUGUUACUCCAGUAAAGAAUCAAGGAUCCUGCGGCAGCUGCUGGAGCUAUGGCGCUGUUGCUUCAAUGGAAGGACAAUGGGCACUGCGCACUGGCCAGCUGAAGCAGCUUUCCGAGCAGAAUCUUGUGGACUGUGCUGACGAAAGUUGGGGCAACUCUGGCUGCAGCGGCGGCUGGGCACACAAUGCCAUGUCCUGGGUUAUUUCCAAUGGCGGCAUCAACGAUCAACAUUUCUAUCCUUAUGAGGGUGUGAAGAGACAUUGCCGCUUCAAUCAUCAAUACCGUGCUGCUCAUAUGGGCUCACUCUGGACCAUCGAGGCGGGCAAUGAGGAGUCUUUGAGAUGGGCUGUUGCUAAUGAAGGACCCGUUUCGGUGGGCGUCUAUGUUUCCGAAAACUUCAAUCGCUAUGGCGGUGGCGUGUUCAACGAUUGGAGCUGCGGCAGCUGGCCUAACCAUAUUGUUACUGUUGUAGGCUAUGGCUGGGAUGCCAGCGGCGGCGACUACUGGCUGGUGAAGAACUCCUGGGACACCUGGUGGGGCGAGGGUGGCUACAUUCGCAUGUCUCGCAAUCGCAACAACCAGUGUUUGAUUGCUAGCUUUGCUUACUUCGCAAAGAUCUAAAAGCAAUGUAAUUACAUUUUGGAAAUAAAAUAAUUUGGCACAUUUUAA